CGACGACUUCUUCCGAGAGCGAACAACUUCAUCGCCAGCCAUUCUACCACCUCCAAACUCAUCGCUCGCAUCCUGCAAUUGUCUCAAUUGCACACACAGACUAUCGAGAUGGCAACACCAUUGUUCGGAAAGAAGUGGCCGGUGCCCGUCGCUCGCCCAAUGAUGCCUUUCUACGCUGCAGGCCUUAUCGUCCUCUACGGCAUCAACUCCUUCGCAGGCGUCCUCGCUAACACCGACGAGUACAAGAACGAUCCGAGAAACCCGAACGCCCGUGCAGGAUCUCACUAAGCUAAGCUUUGUCGCCUAAAAAAACAUGAGGGUGAAAGUUGCUCGAUGAUGUACGAUAAUGCACGGCAAAAGCACAAUCAAAUAAAAGUCGAAGCCGUCAUGGAGGUAGAGGUGGCUGAUCGCAUUGUGUACAUACAAGCAUAGACCUCGGGGGAAAAAGACUAAGCAGAUCAAAGCCAAGAGAUUACGUUUUCUUUGUGUGCACAUAUCGAUAUCUUCCCAUCCAAGUUCAUUCAAUCUCGUCAAAGCUGUACCCGCACUCAUUCGUAUCCUCGUGGUGUGCCGCUAUAUGUCUUGAGGUGUCUUGAGGGCAUGGGCUUCGGUUAGAGCAGCCGACGAUACGAAUAGCUAACGCAUGUUACUUUUGCCAAGCACUUGGCCGGAAGCAAAUCGACAUGAUCAGUGUCACACGCAUCGAUUGAAGAUACAGACGCGCAGUGGAAUUUGCGAAAGCGACGAUGUUGAACAAGCGAAGAAAUUCCAGUCUUCGAGUCUCACCUCCGGACCUGACACUCUUCCGAGGCGCUGGCAAAUGAAUAUUGAGCCUUUGAAUAAAAA
Molecule: messenger RNA, 846 nt
Organism: Verruconis gallopava
Lineage: Eukaryota; Fungi; Ascomycota; Dothideomycetes; Venturiales; Sympoventuriaceae
Exons: 4
Coding region: 109-288 (59 amino acids)
Biological process (GO): proton motive force-driven ATP synthesis
Molecular function (GO): proton transmembrane transporter activity
Source: RefSeq, a predicted model, not a curated record